UUGGCCGCGCCCAACUUUGCACAGCAAGAUUUCACUCCCUGCUUAGCUUUCGGUUGACUCUUCCUUUUCUUUGAAUUCUCAGUUCCCUCGACCAACCGCCACUUGCUCCGCUUCUCCUUCACGGAUUUUGGCUCGAGCUGCGUCAUGAGGUGGCGUUGUCCAUGGAAGGUCAUGGGAAAUUUGGCACGGCUCAGUUGGACUCGGGCUCUGCUCUGCUUUCUGGCGUGUUUUACCUUCGCGCUUGUGUUUUCCCUUCUAUAUAUUGAGCACACUCCUCUUCACUCUCCCCCAACUCGCCUUCAGCUACCGCGAGUCGAUCUGCAACCGCCAAUCGCCUCAGAGUUUGCGCCUUGUUUUGGUUUUCUUCUUCCUUUGCGAUAAUUGAGAUGGCUGUGGUCGAGGCCGGCGCCGCGUUGGUUCCGCCGCGAGGGGGCGUGGAGACGAGCGACGAUGAGCUGCCGCCCGUGGAGGGGUGGGCCAAGCGGAAGCGCUCCAAGCGCCGCCAUCCCUUCUUCGAUCACCCGCCUACCGAGGAGGAGUACUUGGCCUUCUGCCUCAUGAUGCUCGCCCGCGGGGGCGCGGAUUCCUCGCCUUUUGCCUCCUCGGCGUCUCCGCCGCCUCCGGCGGCGGCGGCGGCGGCGGCCGGGAAGGGGGAGUUCAAGUGUUCCGUCUGCGGGAAGGUCUUCGGGUCGCACCAGGCGUUAGGGGGGCACAAGGCCAGCCACCGGAAACUCAACUCCGGAGACGAGACGCUCUCUUCCGCGGCGUCGUCGGCUGCCUCGGCGUCGUCGUCUGCCUCGGCGUCCGGGAAGAUGCAUCGGUGCUCGGUGUGCGGGAAGUCGUUCCCCACAGGGCAGGCGCUGGGGGGUCACAAGAGGUGCCACUACGACGGCACCCCCGGCGGCGGCGGCGGCUCCGCCGCGUCAGAGGUCGCAAGCUCCAACCACAGGGCUUUCGAUCUGAACGUGCCGCCGGCGCAGGAGUUCGCCGUGGAAGUCGCCGGCCGGUGCGUGGCCGCUGCGUCGGCGGCCGCGGCGGAGGAAGAAGUGCAGAGUCCGAUGGCAUUGAAGAAACCCAGAUUCCUGAUUCCGGCGUAGAACAAGACUUUGAUCCCGUUUUCCGAGUCAACUCCACUCAGCUUUAAAUUAAAUUCGAGGGAAAUUACGUGUUGUGUCAGUUUGCUGUACAGACAAUUUUCAUUCUUUGGGAAACUUGAUAUGUUCAUUUCAUGUCCUAGUUGAGGAUUUCGAAGUCGAAAUAUUUUUCGCCACAA
Zingiber officinale is the source of this 1273-nucleotide messenger RNA. Its product is annotated as zinc finger protein AZF3-like. The transcript has a single exon. Bases 387 to 1097 code for a protein of 236 amino acids. NCBI's taxonomy places the organism in Eukaryota, Viridiplantae, Streptophyta, Magnoliopsida, Zingiberales, Zingiberaceae. Gene Ontology annotation, molecular function: DNA-binding transcription factor activity. The record is from RefSeq and is a predicted model, not a curated record.